Molecule: messenger RNA, 3522 nt
Organism: Seriola dumerili (greater amberjack)
Lineage: Eukaryota; Metazoa; Chordata; Actinopteri; Carangiformes; Carangidae
Product: zinc finger protein 436-like
Exons: 5
Coding region: 97-2016 (639 amino acids)
Source: RefSeq, a predicted model, not a curated record
CAUGACAGUAGCACAACUUGUCCAGUGCAGAGAAAAAGAUUUCCAUUUGGGAGUACUAUGAAAAACUAAAUUAAACCGUUAGGGCUACUCACAAACAUGUUCAGCGUGGAGACGUUUCAGAGCCACAUAUGUGCUAUAAUGAAGGCUCUGGUGGAGGCUGGGGUGACGGAGCUCAGCGGACUUCUGGAGCAGCACUGGGCUAACGUCAUGGCCGCCGCUCGGUACCGCUCUGCUCCGGCGGCAGAGACGGUGGUAAAGAGCGAAGAGGAGGAGGAGGGAGAAGUGACUCUACCGGAGCAGAGACAGCAGCUUAAUACAGCUAUAACGAACCAGUUUGCAUUGCUCAUGGAAGCAUUGACCAAAGCAGCAGUAGAGAAAAUAUUGAUGAUCUUAAAAGUGUCCAUGUGUGAAGCUCAGGGUGGUCCUGCUGCAGAGCAGAGACCCGGACUGAACAACAAGACUCAACAGACAAGCAAGAAGCCGACGGGAGGGCGAGGGGCCAGGCCCAAAAAGCAAUCAGAAACCAAAAUUUGUCGUCAGAAGGGGAAGAAAACUGAGGGAGGACUUCAACCAGCGAUAAGAAAGGAGAACUACCACAUGUAUUACCGAGAAGAGCAACAGACUGAGAAAGCAAAAGCAGCAGCUGAGUCAGAAUCAGUGAUCGAACCAGCUGAUGUGGCCACACAUAGAGAGAGUAACUCUGGAUCCCUGUCUAAACAUGAAGCCUUGUUAACAGAGCCCACGUCAGAGCCGGCCCCUGACCCGUCUCCUGAGCCGGCCCCUGAGCCGGCCUCUGAUGUCAGUGAGGACGAUGUCAUCCAGGAGGAUAGAGACACUUCAACUACCGCAUCCAAGAUCAAAAAGAAGAAGACCACAGCGCCUUUCAAAUGUCCUUCUUGUGACAAAACAUUUGCUCUCAAGUGUUUGAUGGACCGGCACUACCUGACUCACUCCAAGCCUCACCUCUGCUCCGAGUGUGGCAAACGUUUUGCCGGACUCCGGGGGCUCAUCGCACAUUCAAGACGCCACACUGGAGAGAAGCUUUACAAAUGCUCGGACUGCGGGACAGAGUUUGCUUACAAGAGCACCUUCGAGAGACACAUGCGUCAGCACAGCCUGAAGAGACCGAACACCCACACGUGCACGCUGUGUGAGAAUCAGUUUGCCGGGGUGCUGGCGUUUCAGAGGCACAGGUGUUGUGCCCUGAAAAAGACAUUUGUCUGCUCUGUUUGUCCAGAGAUAUUUGAGUGCAGAAAGAGUUUGGCAGAUCAUGAGAAUCUACAUUCAGGAGACAGAGAUUUUGUCUGUGAAAGCUGCGGUGAGAGUUUCUUCUCGUCCUCAUCCUUGGCCAUUCACCGGGUGACUCACAUCCAAAAGGAAAACUGCUGCGAAGUGCUCGGCCUCGGAUGCAGCGACAUGAGCGUCCUCAAAAAUCACCUGAGCAAACACACCGGAGAAAAACUUUUCAUCUGCGAGGUUUGCGGUAAAGGCUGCAGUCACCGGAGCGCGCUGAAGCACCACAUGCUGACCCACACGGGAGAGAGGUCGUACGUCUGCGAGACCUGUGGCAAACGCUGUGGCCACGCCAGCGCGCUUCAGAACCACAUGCGGAUCCACACGGGGAAGAAACCGGGGCAACAGCCGGUCUGCAACGUGUGCGGGAAAAAAUUUCGGUGCACGGUCAAUCUCAAAUAUCACAUGAGCAUCCACACGGGGGAGAAGCCUUAUGCCUGCGAUCAGUGUGAUAAGAAGUUCAGCAACCCCAGCAAUCUCAAGCUGCACAUGAGGAUUCACUCUGGAGAGAAGAUGUACGGCUGCAACAUCUGCAGCAGGAGGUUCACUCAGUCCAGCAGCCUGAAGCUGCACAGGCGGAUCCACACUGGAGAAAAGCCGUAUUGCUGCUCGGUCUGCGGGAAAGGAUUCAUACACAGCAGCGACUUCAAGAAACAUCAGAGGGGUCACCUGCCAGAGGAACCUGGGGAUGGACAGUCUGAAAAAACUGCAGUGAAAACUUAAAACCUUUCACUGCAGCACGCUCACUUAUUGCACUGAGCAUUGAUAUGGAUUGUUUAUGUUUGCACACAUUGGAGUUCAGGCUGGGCAAUGUGACCAUAAACACUGUGAGACAAUAGAAAUUUGUUGAGUGCCAAAGAUUUUAUAAUUCUGUUUUGCUGAUCAGUCAGUGGGACUGUUUUAUGGCAGUAUAAUCUUCAGGAGUUGAAAUGGUUAUUUUGUUUCUAGGAAGUUUUCUGUGGGUAAAACACUACAUGGCCAAAAGUGUGUGGAGACAUUGUAACUCUUUAACAUGUCACUCUAUAAUCGUGAGUAUUAAUCUGCUGCUAUAACAGCCUCCUCUUCUGAGUUCAGGCUUUCCACAGGAUUCUACAACCUGGCUCCAGGGAUUUGAUCCCAUUCAGCCACAAGAGCAUUAGUGAGGUCCAAGACUGAUGUUGGAUGAUAAGACCUGGCUCACAGUCAGUGUUCCAGUUCAUCUCAAAGGUGGUAGAUGGGGUUAAGCUCAGGGCUCUGUGCAGGCCAGUCGAGUCCUUCUACACCAAACAGGAAAAACAGUUUUUUUACAGACAGUGUUUGCUUCUUAAGUUAGAAGCACACUGCAGUUCAUGUAUAAAACAUCAUUGUCAUGCUGUAGCAAUAAUAUUUGCCUUCAUUGGAACAACGAGUCCAAACCAUGAAGAACAACCCCAGAUCAAAAGCAUAUACACCUGAGUGUCCACAUACAGCUAGUGUAUACUAUGAUUGAACAUUGUUAUUGCCCACAGACUUACAUUCGACCAAAUGUAGCCAAAACUUGAAAUGACUUUGGUAACGCAUUCUGUUACAGAAAAUGAUAAACGUUGAAGUAAUUUAGCUUUUCCUGGAAAAAAGUUCUGAUCAAUAUUUCGCGGAUUAACUAAUAAAUUAUUAAUAAAGUUACUAUUUUCGUUCACAGUGACUUGUAAAAAGUUAAACAUGUCUGAAAAGUUUGUUCUCUGCUGUUUUCAUUAGCAGCUGUUAACUUUACAGCUCUGUCUUAAAGCAAUUUAAUGUUUUUUUUCACUUGACUGGUUUUACUGGAAUCACGGAAAUUACUUACAUGUGGCUAAUUUCCUUUGUCAUUAAACAAAAAAAGGGGAGUAGGGGGUAAAUGAGGUCAAUAAAAUUAGCAGAUAACCCGUGGUAAUUAACACUUCAUCAGAGACUUUGUAUAAAAAGACUGGACAGACAGUGACUUGAGAGAAACACUGAGACUUAGGCAGGAGCUGCAGUCAUACAUACAGCAUGAAGAAUUUAUGGAUGGAUAUCACAAGAUUGGAAUAAAGAAAUUAAGAUGAAGGCAGUACAAUACCGUACACUCUAUUUGACUGUUGCUGUCUUUGUACAUGAUUAAUAUAUAAGGAAAACCUGUCAUUAAAUUUGAGGUCAUUUAUACAGAAUCCUCUGCAUAUAUGAAGAUGUAAGUUUAUAAGAUUUAUUAAAUACCCAUAAAAAAAAUAAAAAUUUGAAUUAUCAAAAAUAUCUAUC